GAUAAUUCCAUAAAAUAAUAUCAACUAGUAAGUUUAUCCGCACGUUACCGAAGUUGACAGAAGAGGUCUCUGUUUGCGCUUGUAUAAGCGCGAAAUUCAAAAUUCCGGUGCAACCAGGAGAGUCAGAAGGCUUUGGUUGAUUAUAUUGCUAUUAGUUUAAAUAAUAAUUAAAUACAUCGAUUGUAACUAAUUUUCACGACAAUUAGAUAAAAAGGCAGUAUUAUUGUAUCUAAUUAUCCAUAGAGAUAUAUUUGUUCUUGUUUAUAGAAUUGUCUAUGAUUAGUAGAUGUGUACACGUCACAUUCCAAGGACAUCAAUAAAUAGGUUAUAUUGGUUCUAUUUUGGUGAAAAUAAUUUUGUUAAAAAUGGUGAGUGUAAUAAACACCAUCGACACUGGUCAUGAAGAUAUGAUUCAUGGGGCUGAAGUUGAUUACUACGGACUUAGACUAGCAACUUGUUCAUCUGAUAAUUCCGUAAAAAUAUACGAUAUUAAGGAUGGGGCCCACACCCUUCUAGAAGAUCUUAAAGGUCAUUUUGGACCAGUAUGGCAAAUUGCUUGGAGCCACCCAAAGUUUGGGAAUUUAUUGGCUUCAUGUUCAUAUGAUCGAAAAGUAAUAAUAUGGAAAGAACAUCAAGGAAAAUGGACUAAAUAUUAUGAGUAUACAAAUCAUGAUUCCAGUGUUAACUCGGUGCAGUUUGCUCCAGAUGAAUAUGGCCUUAUUUUAGCUUGUGGUAGCAGUGAUGGAACAAUUUCUAUAUUAACUUAUCAAAAUGAAACAAACAGUUGGGAAGCAAAAAAAAUAUUGAAUGCACAUGUAAUUGGCUGCAAUAGUGUUAGCUGGGCUCCAGCAAUAACUUCGGAACCAAUUUUUGAUAGUAGCCAGCCACAACCACUAGUAAAGAGGUUAGUUAGUGGAGGAUGUGAUAAUUUUGUAAAAAUUUGGCAUGAAGAUGGUGACCGAUGGAUUGAAGAAAAUAAAUUGGAAGUUCAUUCUGACUGGGUUAGAGAUGUGGCAUGGGCCCCGUCAAUAGGAUUAAACCGCCACGUUAUUGCUAGUUGUUCUCAAGAUCGCAGAGUUGUUAUUUGGACCAGCGACAAUUGCCAAAGUUGGACAUCCACUGUAUUAAACACAUUUGAUGAUGUUGUUUGGAGUGUAAGCUGGUCAUUAAAUGGCAACAUUUUAGCUGUAUCUGGGGGAGAUAAUAAGAUUACACUUUGGAAGCAAAGCCUAGAUGGAAACUGGCAGUGCAUCAGUGAUGUUGUUAAAGGGCAAGGACAAAUUAGUUCUGACCAAAGAGCUAUUUGAACUUGUAAUGUAAGGUUGAUUUAACUUAUGUUGCAUGGUUUUGUAAGUGUAUUUACUAAUAUACAUUUUUAAUAU
This is a messenger RNA of Agrilus planipennis (emerald ash borer), 1382 nucleotides long. RefSeq names its product protein SEC13 homolog. The transcript has a single exon. Gene Ontology annotation, molecular function: protein binding; structural molecule activity. NCBI's taxonomy places the organism in Eukaryota, Metazoa, Arthropoda, Insecta, Coleoptera, Buprestidae. Gene Ontology annotation, cellular component: COPII vesicle coat; nuclear pore outer ring. The record is from RefSeq and is a predicted model, not a curated record. The coding region runs from base 366 to 1307 and encodes 313 amino acids. Gene Ontology annotation, biological process: positive regulation of TOR signaling; COPII-coated vesicle budding; protein import into nucleus.